AUGCAGUAAGAAAGUCUGAAGAUCUGAAGGAGUCCUGGCCAGGGGAAGAUGGGAGAGCUGAGAAAAUCGAGAUGCAUCUGAAGCCUUGGGCUACUGAGCCCCGCGGGGUCGCCAUGGACCCCGGCAGCCCCUGAAACUUGCCCUGAGCUCUCUCACGCCUGCAGCCCCGAGCAAUGGGACACCUUUCCUGCAGCGAUCAUAACUUAUUCGGCGGGGACCAGAGAACACGGAUAGCAAGGCGACAGCAGACCGGCACGCAGACAGGGAAACGAGAUUCCGGGACUCGGUCGCGAUGCGCCAGCCUGGCACAUUCUCCGGGAUUUAACUGAAGGCAGCACCGUCAAUCCCUUCCCCUCGCCCCUAACCCCCUCAGGCCAGCCCAGGGGCAUAAAGCCCAGCUCUCUCUACCCAAGAUGCUCGCCGAAACUAACAGUCCGAGGCCAGCGUUCUGAUCGCCUCAGAAGAUUUUUUUUUCCUUGCAUGGAGCUAGCCGUUUAAACAGAAAAACAGGGGUAAAAAAGAAAAUAUACCCACCCCCAAACGUGCCUCCCCAGCGCCGCAGGGAGCCAACAGACAAGCUGGAGUUUAACAAACAGCAAUACUCUUCGCACUCCUGAAAAGCAGGGCUGGACGCUCUCCGUGGUGCUGAAACGCUUCGCGGCUGCCUCUGUCCGUGGUACCUACCUACAGACCCCUCUUUCCAAUUUCCCCUGGGGCUCUUCCUCCGCGCUCCGGUUUUCCACCUCCUCUUAGCAUCUGGAUUAUUUUUUCAAUAGCACUCGCUGGUUUUGUAAGUGCCAAUCUGAAACAUUUUUGCCCCCAUAACUCGUGGACUACAAAGCACAAGGACCUGAAAAAUGUACAGCUUCAAUACUCUUCGACUCUACCUUUGGGAGACCAUUGUAUUCUUCAGCCUUGCUGCGUCCAAGGAGGCCGAAGCUGCCCGCUCCGCGCCCAAGCCUAUGUCACCCUCGGAUUUCCUGGAUAAGCUAAUGGGGAGAACCUCUGGAUAUGACGCCAGGAUCAGGCCCAACUUUAAAGGUCCCCCGGUGAAUGUGAGCUGCAACAUUUUCAUCAACAGCUUCGGUUCCAUUGCAGAGACAACUAUGGACUACAGGGUCAACAUCUUCCUGCGGCAGCAGUGGAACGACCCCCGGCUGGCCUACAAUGAAUACCCGGAUGACUCUCUGGACCUGGACCCAUCCAUGUUGGAUUCCAUCUGGAAACCCGACCUGUUCUUUGCCAACGAGAAGGGGGCUCACUUCCACGAGAUCACCACUGACAACAAACUGCUGAGGAUCUCCCGGAACGGAAAUGUCCUCUACAGCAUCAGAAUCACACUAACACUGGCCUGCCCCAUGGACUUGAAGAAUUUCCCCAUGGACGUCCAGACGUGCAUCAUGCAACUGGAAAGCUUUGGCUAUACCAUGAAUGACCUGAUCUUCGAGUGGCAGGAGCAGGGAGCUGUGCAGGUGGCAGAUGGACUAACUCUACCGCAGUUUAUCCUGAAAGAGGAGAAGGACCUGAGAUACUGCACGAAGCAUUACAACACAGGUAAAUUCACCUGCAUCGAGGCCCGGUUCCACCUGGAGCGACAGAUGGGCUACUACCUGAUCCAGAUGUACAUUCCCAGCCUGCUCAUUGUCAUCCUCUCGUGGAUCUCCUUCUGGAUCAACAUGGACGCCGCCCCAGCCCGCGUGGGCCUGGGCAUCACCACCGUGCUCACCAUGACCACCCAGAGCUCUGGCUCCCGAGCAUCCCUGCCCAAGGUGUCCUAUGUGAAAGCCAUUGACAUUUGGAUGGCAGUGUGCCUGCUCUUCGUGUUCUCAGCCCUACUGGAGUAUGCUGCUGUCAACUUUGUGUCUCGGCAGCACAAAGAGCUGCUCCGAUUCAGGAGGAAGCGAAGACAUCACAAGAGCCCCAUGCUGAAUCUGUUCCAGGAGGAUGAGGCCGGAGAGGGCCGCUUCAACUUCUCUGCCUACGGGAUGGGCCCAGCCUGUCUGCAGGCCAAAGACGGCAUCUCUGUCAAAGGCGCCAACAACAACAACACCACCAACCCUCCUCCGGCACCAUCUAAGUCCCCGGAGGAGAUGCGAAAACUCUUCAUCCAGAGGGCCAAGAAGAUCGACAAAAUAUCCCGCAUUGCCUUCCCCAUGGCCUUCCUCAUCUUCAACAUGUUCUACUGGAUCAUCUACAAGAUUGUCCGCAGGGAGGAUGUCCACAACCAGUGACGGGUCUGGGAUGGAGGGGCGGGGGGGAGGCUGGGAGUGGGCCGAGUGGGAACAGCACAGGAAUCUGAGAGCCUAGGGAAGAGGAGGAGAAGAGAGGGCGGGGGCACACAUACACAACUCCCUCUCUCUCUGUGCUCCGUGCAAUAGCAAAAUGCAGUGAUGCAUGAAUCUUAGAAUGUGGCACUAUCUAUUUAAC
Molecule: messenger RNA, 2427 nt
Organism: Mustela erminea (ermine)
Lineage: Eukaryota; Metazoa; Chordata; Mammalia; Carnivora; Mustelidae
Gene: GLRA1
Product: glycine receptor alpha 1
Exons: 9
Coding region: 858-2231 (457 amino acids)
Biological process (GO): regulation of membrane potential; chloride transmembrane transport; signal transduction
Cellular component (GO): neuron projection; plasma membrane; postsynaptic membrane
Molecular function (GO): transmitter-gated monoatomic ion channel activity; extracellularly glycine-gated chloride channel activity; transmembrane signaling receptor activity
Source: RefSeq, a predicted model, not a curated record